AUGCUUCCUUCAGGCCCUACUAGAGCUGCGGGCCUACUGCUUUUGGGAAUAUUCUCGAGCGUACAAGCCCAGGGCUACAAGAUUGAUACCAAAGAUGCGAUUAAAACCACCGCCAGUACAAUCGCAUACGAUCUGAUGCUUUUAUACCAAGGAAAUAAAACCGGCCAAAUACCUGGAAUCUUGCCAGGACCACCGUCUGAAAAUAAAGGACCUUACUAUUGGUGGCAGGGCGGUUCUAUGAUGGGCACCUAUAUUGACUACUGGCACCUAACGGGCGACACGAGCUACAACGACGUGGUAAUGCAGGGAAUCCAGCAUCAAGUGGGCGAAAACAAGGAUUUUAUGCCUCGAAACCAUACAGCUUCACUUGGAAACGACGAUCAAGGAUUUUGGGGCAUGACAGCGAUGCUUGCCGCCGAAAAUAAAUUUCCCGACCCGCCCGCAGACAAGCCGGGAUGGCUCGCUUUGGCGCAAGCCGUCUGGGCCACGCAGGCAGAUCCGAGCAGACACGAUCAGUUUUGCAACGGUGGGAUGCGAUGGCAGAUCCCUUUUGCCAAUGCUGGAUAUGAUUACAAAAACACCAUUGCCAAUGGCUGCUUUUUCAAUAUCGGAACUCGACUUGCUCGGUAUACGAAAAACGAAACGUACGCAAAAUUUGCAGAUGAAACAUGGGACUGGCUCUGGGGCGUCAACUACAUCGAUCACGAGAGCUGGCUGGUCUACGACGGCGGCCGAACGCAAUUCAACUGCACCGAUAUCAACAAGGCAACUUUCUCCUACAACGCUGCGAUCCUGACUCAGGGUGCGGCUUUUAUGUAUAAUUAUACCGAUGGCGACAAGAAAUGGGGCGACCGCGUCGACAACCUUCUCGAUUCCAUGCUGAAGAACUUUUUCAAAGAUGGCGUUGCUUACGAAGUGCCCUGCGAAGGAACGCAGGGCACAUGCACAGCCGACAUGCUUACGUUCAAAGGAUACGUGCACCGCUGGUUAUCUGUGGUGGCGCAGAUUGUCCCGCACACUGCUGAGAAGAUUUUGCCCGUUCUACAGAAGUCAGCGCAAGCGGCUGUUGCCCAAUGUACGGGCGGCGCAACAGGCCGCACCUGUGGCUUUUACUGGAGCGGCGGCAAAUUUGUCGAUCCCGGCGUUGACAAGACGACUGGCGCGGGCGAGUACAUGAGUGCUCUCGCUGCCGUGUCCAGCCUCUUGAUCAAAGAUGCGAACCCGCCUACGACGAAUGACACGGGCGGAACAUCCAAGGGCAGCCCCAACGGCGGAUUCGCAGGUGGCGAUAAUGGACAGAAACCAGAGAGACCGAUAACCACGGCGGACAGGGCUGGCGCUGGAAUCAUGACAUUUGUGAUGGCUUUCGGAGCCAUUGGCACAUUUUUCUGGAUGGGCUUCAUGGGCGGCCAGUGA
Molecule: messenger RNA, 1416 nt
Organism: Akanthomyces muscarius
Lineage: Eukaryota; Fungi; Ascomycota; Sordariomycetes; Hypocreales; Cordycipitaceae
Exons: 4
Coding region: 1-1416 (471 amino acids)
Biological process (GO): fungal-type cell wall biogenesis; carbohydrate catabolic process
Molecular function (GO): mannan endo-1,6-alpha-mannosidase activity
Source: RefSeq, a predicted model, not a curated record